This is a messenger RNA of Malurus melanocephalus (red-backed fairy wren), 1198 nucleotides long. It is a transcript of the gene WBP1, whose product is annotated as WW domain binding protein 1. The record is from RefSeq and is a predicted model, not a curated record. NCBI's taxonomy places the organism in Eukaryota, Metazoa, Chordata, Aves, Passeriformes, Maluridae. The coding region runs from base 1 to 945 and encodes 314 amino acids. The transcript is spliced from 5 exons. Gene Ontology annotation, molecular function: WW domain binding.
AUGGUACAGUCCGGUACCCCCCGGGAGCACAAUGGUAUAGACCACCCUCCCUGGGCAGCGCUGUGGAAGARCCCACCGGGGGCCUGGGCCGCACUGCUGGGCCGGCAGCACCCGCAGGCCCGGGAGUUCUGCCCGGGGGUGAACAACCGGCCCUAUGUGUGCGAGACCGGGCACUGCUGCGGGGAGAGCGGCUGCUGCACCUACUACUACGAGCUGUGGUGGUUCUGGCUGCUCUGGACCAUCCUGAUCCUGCUGAGCUGCUGCUGCGCGUUCCGGCACCGCCGGGCCAAGCUGCGCCUGCAGCAGCAGCAGCGGCAGCGUGAGAUCAACCUCAUCGCCUACCACGGUGCCUGCCACUACCCYCCUUCCGCGGGGGACCUCCGGCUGCUGGCCUCCUUCAAGCUGCCGGCGUACGAGGAGGUGGCGCAGCGCCCMGGGACGCCGCCGCCGCCCUACAGCCCCGGGAGCCCCUCGCUGUCCCCCGGCUCCUCAGGGGGCUGCAGCUCCUGCUCGUGCGGCUGCUCCUGCGCCUCCUCCCCCAGCAGCUCCUCGCUCUCGGCACCGGGCACCGACGAAACGGACCCGGAGCCUGGCCCGGGCCCGGGGGAUGGCAGUGCCGGCCGUGACGGCGGCUCCAGCAGCACCGGUACUGGUGUCAGCUGGGACCUGCCCCCGCCCGAGGAGCCGCCCGCCCGCGGGGGACCCCCCAAACAAGUCCCCCGGGACUUCUGCGAGGCCGAGGGCCGCCCUUGCUCUGACACCGAGGGGGGUGAGGAAGGGAGGAGCGGGAUGGUGCCAGGGGAUGGGGGCGGGCGGCACCGGCGGCUCACAGGGGAUUCAGGAAUCGAGGUGGGCCGGGGCCCGGAGGAGGAGGAGGGCGAGCCCGAGAGCUGCGGGGGACCGGGGGAUGGUGGGGGGCCCGGCUCACCUGUGCUGCCUGUCUGAGCCCGCCCCAGGACCCCCAACUGGGGUCUGGACUCAACACAGAGCCCCUGGGGGCCCCUCACCCUGACUGACACCCACCCUGCAGCGUGAUGGGGUCCUGCUGAAGCCCCCUCCCCUCUGAACUGCUUCUGGGGCCUCCCCCCCGAUCCCGGUGCUGCUGCCCAGGGGGGCCCCAUUGCCGGGGGGUGCCCAAGGCCGUUGGGGUGGGUGGUCCCGACACAUUCUCUCACCAUUAAAGAGAUGUGCAAAUACC